This is a messenger RNA of Chanos chanos (milkfish), 3354 nucleotides long. Its product is annotated as A disintegrin and metalloproteinase with thrombospondin motifs 19-like. Gene Ontology annotation, molecular function: metalloendopeptidase activity. Gene Ontology annotation, biological process: proteolysis; extracellular matrix organization. Gene Ontology annotation, cellular component: extracellular matrix. The coding region runs from base 1 to 3354 and encodes 1117 amino acids. The record is from RefSeq and is a predicted model, not a curated record. The transcript is spliced from 22 exons. Lineage: Eukaryota; Metazoa; Chordata; Actinopteri; Gonorynchiformes; Chanidae.
AUGUCUUCCUUUGAAAUCUAUGCAGACCCUCAACAUUUUCAGAAUUGGGAAUCAGAAAUAAUUUUCCCGGAGUUGUUUUCAGACACUAGUCCAUUGACUCCUCAUAAACCGAACAGCCGAAAAACUGACGCCAGUGCCGGCAGUAGCUCUCGAGAGGCCCGUUCCAUUUCAGACUGGGAAGAGUACGCAUCUCAUCGCUAUUGGGAUUCUUCAGGACCUCAAACAUUCGUCUUCUCGGGGCUUCGACUCAAAAUCCCGGCGUUUGGAAAGGAACUGCAACUCAUCUUGAAGAGAGAUAUGCGCUUUUUAUCCCAGAAGUUCACAGUGGAGAGAAAACUGAAAGCACGCAAGGCAUCUCCGCGCGCCACGCCAACUCUCUCCAGCGCGGAGAGAGCUUGUUAUUACAGCGGGACUGUUCUCAAUUACUCAGGAUCCAUUGCCUCAUUCAGCACCUGUGCCGGCCUGAUGGGUUUCAUUCAACUCAGUGAAGAUUUUCUGUUCAUUGAACCAGUGAACCACACUGUGUCUGUCAUGGGGCAUGCCCACAGGGUGUACAGGAGGAAACGCUCCAUAGACAAGAAGUCGGACAAACAAUCCAGAGUCAAUUACUGUGCAGUCAUAUCUGACAGACAGACAAGUAAAACCAGGAAACCCUCUGAGAGUGGAAGAGGGAAAAGAUAUUCAUUUAAGCUACAUCAUGAGUACAACAUUGAGACACUGGUGGUUGCUGAUCCUGCGAUGGUCAGUUACCAUGGAUCAGAAGCUGUGAAGCGGUUCAUUCUCACAAUCAUGAAUAUGGUUUUUAAUCUAUUUCAGCACAAAAGUCUGGGGAUCCAAAUCAAUAUCAGACUGACCAAACUUGUACUCUUGUCAGAGACACCAACAGGCAUGUACAUUGGGCAUCAUGGGGAAAAGAUGUUGGAAAGUUUUUGCCGCUGGCAGCAGGAGGAGUAUGGGAGAAAGACUCUCUUGUCUGACUUCAGCUCCACAUGGAGGGAUGACUUCCCCUCUGUUGACACUGCCAUCCUUAUUACAAGGAAAGAUUUCUGCGUCCACAAAGAUGAGCCAUGUGACACAGUGGGGAUUGCAUAUCUGAGUGGCAUGUGCAGUGAAAAGAGAAAAUGCAUACUAGCUGAAGACAACGGCCUCAACCUUGCCUUCACCAUUGCCCAUGAGAUGGGCCACAAUAUGGGCAUGAGCCAUGACAGUGAACAUUCAGCCUGCAAAGAUGGUCUACACAUCAUGUCAGGAGAGUGGGUCAAAGGCCAGAACCUAGGAGAAGUAUCCUGGUCCCAAUGUAGUCGAGAAGACAUGGAGAAGUUUCUCAGGUCAAAGGCAAGUAGUUGUCUCUUACAAACAGAUCCAAUGAAUCUGAAUUCAGUUGUCCAGCCAUCCAAAUUACCAGGCAUGACUUACACAGCAGAUGAACAGUGUCAGAUCCUUUUUGGACCUUCAGCAUCUCACUGCCAGAAAAUGCAGUAUUUGAUGUGCUCAGGUCUGUGGUGCAAGGUGGAUGGAGAAGACUGCAAGACCAAACUCGACCCUCCCCUGGAUGGCACCGAGUGUGGCACAGGGAAGUGGUGCAGAGCUGGAGAAUGUGUGAGUCGAGAGUUGCCCUCUGAGCCCAACAUGGGUGAGUGGAGUUCCUGGGGGCCGUGGGGAGCCUGUAGCCGCACCUGCAGCACAGGGGUUCAGUCACGUUUCCGCAAGUGUGACAGUUCCAGGUCGGGAAGUAAGACUUUGUCCUGUGAGGGCUCUAGGGUCCAGUACAGGCUGUGUGAAAACCAGUCCUGCCCAGCUGGAGCACCCAGCUUCAGAGAUCAGCAGUGCCAAACCUUUAGCCGCCUGUCUCUCAACUGGCACUCUGUCAUGGAUGAUGAGAAGCCCUGUACCCUUUUUUGCUCCUCCUCUGGCAGGGAACAGCCUGUCCUGUUGGCAGACAAAGUCCUGGAUGGGACGUCAUGUGGCCCCACUGAGUCAGGCAUGUGUGCGAAUGGGACUUGUCAGAAAGUGGGCUGUGAUGGAAUCCUAGGUUCUCUGGCCAGAGAGGACCACUGUGGGAUCUGUAAUGGGAAUGGCAAGACCUGCAAAGUCAUCAAGGGCGAUUUCAACCACACCCAUGGAGCUGGUUAUGUGGAAGCAGUCGUCAUCCCAAAAGGAGCCAGGAGAAUACGAGUUGUUGAGGAAAAACCAGCCCAGAGCUACCUUGCACUCAAAGACACCAGCAAGCACUCUAUAAACAGUGACUGGAAGAUUGAGCACCCGGGUUCCUUCAGCAUCGCGGGUACCACUGUCCACUACGUCAGAAGAGGAUUGUGGGAGAAAAUGUCAGCCAAAGGCCCCACCACCUCACCAUUGCAUCUUAUGGUGCUGCUCUUCAAUGACCAGAACUAUGGCAUACACUAUGAGUACACAAUUACUGCAGAACCUACCAAGGAAGUGGAGAGUGGGCCAGCUCUAACACCUAGUGAACCGCUCUUCAUGUGGACACACUCAGGUUGGGAGGACUGCCAUGUCGUCUGUGGAGGAGGGGAGAGAAAGACCAUAGUGACCUGCAACAAGAUUGUCAACAAGACCACUAGUGUAGUGGAAAACAGAAAAUGCCACCAUCUGACAAAACCACAGCCACAAGUACGGAAGUGCAAUGAACAACCAUGUUUGGCCAGAUGGAUGAUGACAGAGUGGACAUCAUGCUCCCGGACAUGUGGUAAAGGUUCCCAGAACAGGCAGGUGGCUUGUACCUUGCAGCUUCCGAAUGGCACCCUGGUCAAAGCUAAGGAUCAGGACUGCACUGGCCCCAAACCUGCAGCCACACAGCGUUGUGAAGGCCAGGACUGCUUAACAGUGUGGGAAGCUGGCGUGUGGUCAGAGUGCUCAGUGAAAUGUGGACGGGGGGUGAGGCAUCGACUGGUAAAGUGCACCAAUCCGCGCAAGAAGUGUGACCUUACAACCUUUCCCCAUGAAGUGGAGGAGUGUGAGGAUUAUUCAAAAUGUUACAUCUGGAGGACAGGUGACUGGGCCAAGUGUUCAGUCACCUGUGGGAAAGGCAUGCAGUCACGCGUCAUACAGUGCAUGCACAAGAUCACAGGGCGCCAUGGCAAUGAAUGCUUCUCAUCAGAGAAACCUGCUGCAUACCGACCCUGCCAACAGCAGCUAUGCAACAAUAAGGUCAAUGUCAACACUAUCACUUCUCCACGAUUGGCGGCGCUGACAUUUAAGUGCCUGCGAGAUCAGUGGCCAGUGUACUGCAGGGUGAUCCGGGAGAAGAACCUGUGUCAGGACAUGCGCUGGUAUCAACGCUGCUGCCAAACAUGCCGGGACUAUUACGCACAAAAGAUGCUACAGAGAAGUUGA